AUGAGUAAUAAUAAAGGUGGUGUUUUAUCUCGAGUAUUUGGUGGUUCAUCAAAAGGUGGUGCUAAAAUGAAAACAGCUCAAACACCACAAGAAGCUAUACAACAGUUACGUGAUGUUGAAGAUGUUUUGAAUAAAAAAGUUGAACAUUUAGAAGCAAAAAUAAAUGAAGAAACAGCAAUUGCUCGUCGUGAUGCCAGAACAAAUAAACGAAAUGCUUUGAAUGCGCUUAAAAGGAAAAAACGUUUAGAAAAAACUUUACAACAAAUCGAUGGAACUUUAACAACAUUGGAAUAUCAACGUGAAGCCUUACAAAAUGCUUCAAUGAAUGGUCAAGCAUUUAAUGCACUUAAAAGUGCAACAAGUGCUUUGAAAAAUGUUCAUAAAGAACUUGAUGUUGAUAGUGUUCAAGAUAUAAUGGAUGAAUUAGCUGAACAACAUGAAUUAUCAAAUGAAAUAGCCAAUGCUAUUUCAAGUCCUGUUGGUUUUGGUGCUGAAAUUGAUGAAUUUGAAUUGGAAAAUGAAUUGGCUCAAUUAGAACAAGAAGCCAUAGCAAAAGAAAUGUCUCAAGUUGAAUUACCAACAGUUCCUGCUCAUUCAGUUCCAGCUUAUGCUCAACCAGCAAGUGCAUCAUCAAGCAAAGCAAGGAAUGAUCAAUUGGCUGAAUUAGAAAGAUGGGCAUCAUAA
Rotaria sp. Silwood2 is the source of this 684-nucleotide messenger RNA. The record is from the annotation of a GenBank genome assembly. Lineage: Eukaryota; Metazoa; Rotifera; Eurotatoria; Philodinida; Philodinidae.